AUGCUUAUGUGGAAGUGCCCCGUGCCUGCUCUGCCGAUGCUGCCCCAGUGGAAACAACUCCACCAUAACUCGGCUGAUUUAUGCAUUCUUUUUACUUCUUGGUGUUAGCAUUGCCUGCGUGAUGUUAAUACCAGGCAUGGAAGAGCAGCUGAAGAAGAUUCCUGGAUUUUGUGAUGGAGGGAUGGGAACAACUAUUCCUGGUGUGCAUGGCCACAUGAAUUGCGAUAUCCUGGUGGGUUACAAAGCCGUGUACCGUGUGUGCUUUGGUAUGGCCAUGUUCUUCCUUCUCUUCUCGUUACUGAUGAUCAAAGUGAAGAGCAGCAAUGACCCAAGAGCAGCGGUGCACAAUGGAUUCUGGUUCUUUAAAUUUGCAACAGCACUUGCAAUUAGCGUUGGAGCUUUCUUCAUACCAGAGGGACCGUUUACAACUGUGUGGUUUUAUGUUGGUAUGGCUGGAGCAUUCUGCUUUAUUCUGAUUCAGCUGGUCUUGCUUAUUGACUUUGCCCACUCCUGGAAUGAAUCUUGGGUAGAAAAAAUGGAGGAAGGAAACUCAAGGUGCUGGUAUGCAGCUCUGCUGUCAGCUACAGCUGUCAAUUAUCUGCUGUCUCUAGUGGCCAUUGUCUUGUUCUACGUUUAUUACACUCAUCCAGAAGGUUGUUCUGAAAACAAGACGUUCAUCAGUGUUAAUAUGCUGCUGUGUAUUGGUGCUUCUGUAAUGUCAAUUCUGCCCAAGAUCCAGGAAUCUCAGCCAAGGUCUGGUUUGCUGCAGUCUUCUGUGAUCACAAUUUAUACAAUGUAUUUGACUUGGUCAGCUAUGACCAAUGAACCAGAUAGGCGCUGUAACCCAAGUUUGCUGAGCAUCAUCGGUUACAACAGCACAACCAUUCCAACCCAGGGUCAGGUAGUUCAGUGGUGGGAUGCACAAGGAAUUGUAGGACUGGUUUUGUUUUUGCUGUGUGUUCUCUACUCAAGCAUCCGAACAUCCAACAACAGCCAAGUGAACAAGCUGAUGCUGACCAGCGAUGAAUCAACACUGAUAGAGGAUGGAAUGCCCAGGAGUGACGGCUCCCUUGACGACGGAGAUGAUGUGCACCGAGCCAUAGAUAACGAGAGGGAUGGAGUUACUUACAGUUACUCCUUCUUUCAUUUCAUGCUGUUCCUGGCAUCGCUGUAUAUCAUGAUGACACUUACCAACUGGUACAGUCCGGAUUCCUCUUAUGAGACAAUGACCAGCAAAUGGCCAUCUGUCUGGGUGAAGAUAUCUUCCAGCUGGAUUGGCAUCGUGCUGUACGUGUGGACUCUGGUUGCUCCGCUGGUCCUUACGAACCGUGACUUUGACUAGGCUGUGCUGUUCUCUAGGGAGACUGCCUUUGCUUCACUGUGUCUUUGAAACAAACAGUAUUCCCAAUAAUAGUGCAGUUGUAAAUGCGUGUGCGUGCACGUCUGUGUGUAUGUAGUAUACCCUCCUUUAUUCUGCAUGAUGACCUUGAAUCAUCUCUUGUCAUGUCACUAAAUGACUUUUUCUAUCUGAGCUCAGUGACAGUUGCUAUAAUGAUGGUUUUCAUAGGAUUACUCCUAGAUCAAGUGCUUCGGGAGCAUUGGAUGCAAGAUCAAGACCAUUUGGAAGUAGGUUUUUU
Mesitornis unicolor (brown roatelo) is the source of this 1637-nucleotide messenger RNA. It is a transcript of the gene SERINC1, whose product is annotated as serine incorporator 1. Gene Ontology annotation, cellular component: membrane. Lineage: Eukaryota; Metazoa; Chordata; Aves; Mesitornithiformes; Mesitornithidae. The coding region runs from base 122 to 1342 and encodes 406 amino acids. The transcript is spliced from 9 exons. The record is from RefSeq and is a predicted model, not a curated record.